Echinococcus granulosus is the source of this 438-nucleotide messenger RNA. Its product is annotated as FK506-binding protein 2. Bases 1 to 438 code for a protein of 145 amino acids. NCBI's taxonomy places the organism in Eukaryota, Metazoa, Platyhelminthes, Cestoda, Cyclophyllidea, Taeniidae. Gene Ontology annotation, molecular function: peptidyl-prolyl cis-trans isomerase activity. The record is from RefSeq and is a predicted model, not a curated record. The transcript is spliced from 2 exons. Gene Ontology annotation, biological process: protein peptidyl-prolyl isomerization.
AUGUACCGUACUGUCUUCAACAUUGUUAGACUUCUACUUUAUGUAAUAUCUGUGAGCGGCCUUAAUCAAUCGAGGAAGCUUACCGACUUGAGCAUAGGUAUCAUCCGCUCUGCUUCGGAAAGCGAAUGUCAUCUUUUCGUUGAAAAACGCGAUGAGGUGUCUGUUACCUUCUCCGGUAGGCUAUUAAAGGACAACAGGACUUUCGCUUCGAAUGUUGGAGAACCUCCAUUCUCUUUUAAAGUUGGAACUGACGCGAUUAUUCCAGGCUGGAACAAGGGCAUACUAGGAAUGUGCCUACAGGAAAAACGUCGGAUUUUUGUCCCCAGUUCGAUGGGCUAUGGUGCUGGUGGAAGGCCCCCAGAUGUCCCAGAAAACGCCGAUCUGGUCUUUGACAUUGAACUCUCACAUAUUAUCAAGUCAGUAAAUGAUGAAUUCUAA